AUGUUGUUCCAAGAUGAAUCAUCAUAUGCCAAUCCAGGAAUCUAUCGCCAGUCACUGGAAGAAAUCAUGUACACUCCAAUUAGAAAAGUCGAGAAGAAGCAGUUCCACGACGAGACGUUGUCCAGUGCCAAACGAGUAACAACGCUAUUGCAAAAGUUUGAAAGCGGCAAGCUUGAUUUGUCAAUUGAUACCGAGGAAAUUAAAGAUGUGAAACAUCACGAAGACGACAUUCUCGAUGGACCAGUUUAUCCGAUUUUAUUCACACCAACUCCAAAACCAAGAACGAUUCGAAGAGGAUUGAGGCCAAAAGAGGCAACGGAAUAUCAUGACGAUAAGUUAGUCACCGAGAAGAAGAAGGAGUGUCCCGUGAUCGUGGAAACACCAAUUUUGCGUACAAUCAACCGCCAGUUCUCUGGAGUCAGCUUCAUCGAAACACCGUUCAAGCUAUCAAGAAUCAACCUGGAGGGAAGCGCAAAACGUCAAGAACCGUAUGAAUCUAGACAGAAAACAAAGUCAACGGAAGUUGAAGACCAUACUUUGGUCACCAAGCAGGAAAAAGAGAGUCCAGUGCUUGUGGAAACGCCAAUUUUGCGCACGCUCAAUCGCCAAUUCUCUGGAGCCAGCUACAUCGAGACACGAUACAAGCUAUCAAGGAGCAACUUGGAGAAAUCCACAGAACUACUGGAGCAGUAUGGAUCAAGACAGACAUCAAAGUCUACUGGUUCUUCAUCAGGAUCCUCAGAAGCGUCGUCUUCCGAUUCUAAUGAUAACAGAAACGAUGUGAACACUGAAACAGCCUCCGAUAGCUUUAACACGGCAAAUCGCUUCUACUUCUCCAAGUUCGCUAGAGCCCAAGUUCACCACAAAUUCGAAAUGUAUUUCAAAUGGGACUCUGAGACGCUUCGUUCAUGUGCAGUCACCGUGUCAAAACUACGUUUUGAGAUUUUGCAAAAGAUCCCGCAGUGCGAGAAGGAUGAACGUGUUAUUCGAAUGAUGAAAAUCUACAAAAAAUGCAGUGAAGGAGUUAAUAAAGAGAUGGACACUCUCUGCUGUGCCCUAUUUGACCUUCUCGAUGACGUCAAUGAUAAACGGCUUUCGAUUCAUGAGGAAUAUGUUGUAGAGAAAUAUAACAAAAAGAUCGCGAGUUUUGGAUCCAGAUAA
This is a messenger RNA of Caenorhabditis briggsae, 1161 nucleotides long. The coding region runs from base 1 to 1161 and encodes 386 amino acids. The record is from RefSeq and is a predicted model, not a curated record. The transcript has 3 exons. Lineage: Eukaryota; Metazoa; Nematoda; Chromadorea; Rhabditida; Rhabditidae.